This is a messenger RNA of Brachypodium distachyon (stiff brome), 1294 nucleotides long. RefSeq lists its product as uncharacterized. The transcript is spliced from 5 exons. The record is from RefSeq and is a predicted model, not a curated record. The coding region runs from base 152 to 1063 and encodes 303 amino acids. NCBI's taxonomy places the organism in Eukaryota, Viridiplantae, Streptophyta, Magnoliopsida, Poales, Poaceae.
UAGUGUCACGGUAAAUGACAUAGGAUGGCUUAACUUGGGGAUGAUGGACGAUGGUGAAUCCGGAGGAGGGAGGACGUGAAGAAGAACACGCACAAAACACGCUAGAACAUCCAGAUCUAUUCAGGUUCGGAGCCCUCUUGCCGAGCUCUGCAUGAAUAAACGCUUAGGAGCCUUCAAAGGGCUGUUGGGCAUGUAUAAGAAGUUGGAGGCAUCGCACGAGGCCUUGAAGGUGGAGCGCGAGAGCCAGACCAGAGAUAACGCUCAAGUGGAAGAGCUGUUAAAAUGCGUCUCUGAGCUACAAGAUGAGAAGACUCGGCUAGCCGAGCAACACCAGAAGGAGAUCUCUCAGCUGCAGGCUGAGAUCACUGCGCAAGCCAAGGCGCAUAAGACUGAGGUGAACCAACUCACCUCGGCCCUCUCUGCUCGAGAGGAUGAGAAGACCCGUCUGGAAGACGAGGUCAAGAAAAGCAGAGAGGCCGUUGCCGCACUUGAGACUCGCGGGACAGUCGCCGAGUUGGAGGAUGCCGAGAAGGCGGGCCUGAUCAAUGCUCUCCAGCGUGACAUUAUCAAAAUUUAUACCAUGCUGACAAAAUUCUUCCCCUUAUCCGUCAAGCAUGCCGAAGCUACCGUGACAAAGGCUCGCAAAAAGAGGGACUUGGAAGUGGCGGCGGGGGCGCCAUUUGAGUGGGACUUGGAGGACCACCUGGUGAGCAUUGCUUGCCGGGUGAAGCCUCUCAAGUCCUUCGGCAUUGACAUGGUGGAUGCUUGCCUCCAGCUCUUCAAAGCUUUGUGGCCCGGGGAAGAGGUGCCUGUGGAGAUCCCGGACUUGGCAAGGCGGCUGUCCGAGGGCCCGACCUGCUGGAUGAGUGGCGAGAAUCUGCUGCACGUGUCGGAGCCGACGAGGCUUUGUCGUUCGUACUCUUCUGGUACGGCGGCAUUAACCUCGAUGUGCUCCAGACUAUGCACGCCGACUCCCGUUAUCUCUCGGACCCGGAGCUGGUGGCUAAGCGCCGGGAAAGGGCAUAUUCCUUCAUACCAUAUGCCGACGUGCAUAAGUUUGUAGAAGGCCCCCUCUCUGACGCCGAUGCCAAGAUGAUGGAUGGGGAGGAAGAAACAGAGGAUGAGGAAGCCGCUGUUGAGUCAGCCUCCUCCGAGCCGAGUUCCGGCACCAAUAACCCGGCUGCAUCGUCGUAGGGUGCUUUAAAAGAAACUUUAGAAUAGUUAGAUCCCCGGAAUGCCGGGUGCAAAUGUAACCGACAUACUCCUGUUUGUUAAGUACCAAGUUCUCAUUUUA